Molecule: messenger RNA, 2075 nt
Organism: Stylophora pistillata
Lineage: Eukaryota; Metazoa; Cnidaria; Anthozoa; Scleractinia; Pocilloporidae
Product: DNA-directed RNA polymerase II subunit RPB2
Biological process (GO): DNA-templated transcription
Molecular function (GO): ribonucleoside binding; DNA binding; DNA-directed RNA polymerase activity
Source: RefSeq, a predicted model, not a curated record
GUAUGAGGCAUGCAGUGUAUGAUAAACUUGACGAUGAUGGCCUCGUAGCACCUGGUACGAGAGUUAGUGGUGAUGAUGUCAUUGUAGGAAAGACUAUCACUCUGCCGGAAAAUGAUGAUGAGCUGGAAGGAACAACUCGGAGGUUCACCAAGAAAGACUCUAGCACAUUCUUGCGUCCAAGUGAGACAGGGAUUGUGGAUCAGGUAAUGGUCACCAUCAACCAGGAAGGUUACAAGUUCACUAAGAUUAAGGUUCGUUCCGUUCGUGUUCCUCAAAUCGGCGACAAGUUUGCCAGUCGGCAUGGCCAGAAGGGAACUUGUGGAAUAACGUAUCGUCAAGAGGACAUGCCAUUCACCUGUGAAGGGAUCACUCCUGAUGUGAUAAUCAACCCUCAUGCUAUUCCCAGCAGAAUGACAAUCGGACACUUGAUCGAAUGUUUGCAAGGAAAGGUGUCAGCUAACAAGGGAGAAAUAGGCGAUGCCACACCCUUCAAUGAUGCUGUUAACGUCCAGAAAGUUUCUCAACUGCUGCACGACUAUGGAUACCAUUUGAGAGGCAACGAGGUCUUAUACAAUGGCUUCACUGGGCGGAAGUUAAACGCGCAAGUUUUCUUGGGUCCAACAUACUACCAGCGUCUGAAGCACAUGGUGGACGACAAGAUCCACUCUCGGGCCAGAGGUCCGGUCCAGAUUCUUACUCGACAGCCUAUGGAGGGAAGAUCACGUGAUGGUGGUCUUCGUUUCGGUGAGAUGGAACGUGACUGUAUGAUCGCACACGGUGCCGCACAGUUCCUGAAUGAGCGACUGUUUGAAGUGUCUGAUCCAUACAGCUGUCACGUUUGUAACCUGUGUGGAUUGAUCGCCAUAGCGAACCUGCGCAAUAACACCUUUGAAUGUAGAGGUUGUAAAAACAAGACGCAGGUGUCCCGUAUUCGUUUGCCGUACGCGGCUAAGCUGCUUUUCCAAGAGCUUAUGUCCAUGAGUAUUGCUCCCAGAAUGAUGGUGUGUGAUCCAGUCAAAUGAGCUAUGUACAUCCUGGCUCUUCACGCUGGGAUUUGUGCAUCCGGUUAUCAUUCUGUUGAUGUUCAGCUUAAGCUGCCUCAAAUGAGUCUUUAACUUAACAUAUUUGUGCAGCUUAGUUGAGGAAGAUGAAAAGUGCAGUACAGCUAACCCUUUGGCAAGCUUGUAGUGCAGCAUACCAAAUGGAAAGUUCUGGUAUAUAUGACCCCUGUUGUAAACUAAGAUCCUGUACUCUCCGUAAAAUGUGCACUGCCCUUAUGGGGUAAGAACUCUUCUUUCUUGCUUUGUCCUAAAGGCGUAGAGAGGAAAAGGGUCCUCGGGGUUGAUGUGACCCCGCUUAGGCAAAACUCAGUAAUGAUUUAACACGAUUAAAAUCCUGACCUCUAAAGGAAGAAAGACACAAACUGGCCUUAAAUUCUUUGAUGUCAUUGAGGGUCCUCUUGCAUACCCAGGCCAGUGGCUUACUUUCAUCACAAAAUUUCCACUGGACGAAAAUUCCAUACAUGUGUUCUUAGACUACCCUACUUCCAACGCCCUUAAAAGAAAUAAAAAUAAUCAAGUAAACUGAAAAGCAACUUCGUCCGCUGAAUGGAGAAUGUUUUUUAAAUCACCCUAUCGUUUUUUUGAUGUAAAUGACUGACACAAAUCCAGGCUUGUUUCUUUCAACGCAAAACGAUUUCGACGAAGGGCUAAAGCUCGAAAGGUCAGCUUUUGUAAUCGUUACGGUGGCCAAUUUACCAUUUCAACUUUGUUGAUAUAUCCAAAUUAUUUCAUUUGGUUGUUGCUGUUGUUGUCGUUUUAACGGAAGUUUACCGGGGAACUGUUGUGAUCGUAUGUCAAAGUUAGAACAACUAUCAACGCUUUAACGUUAUUUUUCAUCUUAAAACAUUCAACCAGAAGCAAUUCGCUUUUGAGAGGGUUUCGUCUGAAAUCGGUCUUGUGGAGAUCCUACGGGACUCUCGGCUGUUAAAUGUAGUAUCUUUGUAUAGAAGGUUGAGCUUGUUUUUGUAUAGAAAAUUAAAGAUGUUUUUGAAAUAAAAUUGCAUACGAUAUGGA